Molecule: messenger RNA, 2554 nt
Organism: Opisthocomus hoazin
Lineage: Eukaryota; Metazoa; Chordata; Aves; Opisthocomiformes; Opisthocomidae
Source: RefSeq, a predicted model, not a curated record
AUGCAAGAGGAGCUGGUAGUUCUGGUUGUAACCUCUGUUGUCUCUGUUGCUGUCGUAGCUCUCGAGCAGCUGCUCACAGAACUUGAAGAUUUUCUGAGGAUACUGGACAAGGAGAACUUGAGCAGCACUGCCGUUGUGAAGAAGAGCUUCCUCUCUGACCUUCUGCGGGUCUACACCAAGUCCAGCGGUGGCGAUGAGGAAUAUAUUUAUAUGAACAAAGUGACCAUCCACAAACAGCAGGGUGACCAGGAGAAACAAGACAAAGGGCUGGAUCGGAGAAACUCCUUGACCAAUGGAGACUCAGGACUUCAUUCGUCCCCUCCUCAGAAGAGCCUGCCGGACCUCCCUCCUCCAAAGAUUGCCGAAACAAAACAACCUCCGGUCCCCAAGGUCGAAUCCCCGGAGGGAUAUUACGAAGAGGCCGAGCCGUACGAUGUCUCUGUGAACGAAGAUGGUGAAGCCGUUAGUAGCUCCUAUGAAUCUUAUGAUGAAGAAGAGAGCAGCAAAGGCAAGUCAGCAACCCAUCAGUGGCCAUCCACGGAGGCCACCAUUGAGCUGAUGAAGGACGCCCGCAUCUGUGCGUUCCUGUGGAGAAAGAAGUGGCUGGGACAGUGGGCAAAACAGCUGUGUGUUAUCAAGGACACCAGGUUGCUGUGCUACAAGAGCUCCAAAGACCACAGCCCUCAGCUCGACGUGAACUUGCUGGGCUGCACUGUCAUUCACAAGGAAAAGCAAGUGAGGAAGAAGGAGCACAAGCUGAAGAUCAUACCCAUGAGUGCCGACGUCAUCGUGCUGGGGCUGCAGAGUAAAGACCAGGCAGAGCAGUGGCUCAGGGUCAUCCAGGAGACCAGCGGUCUGCUGUGCGAAGGAAGCAGUGAAGGCAACCAGUACAUCCCAGAUUCACAGCGUCUCAGUUACCCAAAGGUGGAGGUAUCCGAGAGGUACUCUGCAGCCUCCGAGAGCGGGAGCAGCACGGACGGCCACCCAGAGACGGUUGAGAUAAAAGAUGUUAAGAAGAAGGGCACAACUGGGCUGAAACUGAGCAACCUGAUGAACCUCGGGAGGAAAAAAUCCAGCUCCCUGGAUAGCCCAGAGAGAUCCCUGGAGACUUCAAGUUACCUGAAUGUGCUAGUGAACAGCCAGUGGAAGUCCCGUUGGUGUCAGAUAAAAGACGGUCACCUCCAUUUCUACCAGGACAAGAACCGAAGCAAACUGGCUCAGCAGCCCCUGAGUCUGGCAGGUUGUGAAAUUAUUCCAGAGCCAAGCCCUGAUCAUCUCUACUCCUUCCGCAUCCUGCACAACGGGGAAGAACGGGUCAUUCUGGAGGCAAAGUCCUCGGAGGAGAUGGGCCACUGGCUGGGCCUCCUCUUGUCGGAGUCAGGCUCCAAAACAGACCCGGAGGAAUUUACCUACGAUUACGUGGACGCCGACCGGGUUUCCUGCAUUGUGAGCGCUGCGAAGAACUCCUUCUUGUACGUCAGCGGCAACGAAGAAGUACCCAAGAGUGAGAGCAAACUGGAGGGAGACCAAGACAGAGUGUACCUGGAUCUCACCCCAGUGAAGUCCUUCCUACACUGUGCUGGCAAGAAGUCAUUGGCAGCAGUGGAAACCAAGCUGGGCAAGAACAGGACGGAGGCGGAGGUGAAGCGGUUCACGGAGGAGAAGGAGCGGCUGGAGAAGGAGAAGGACGAAAUCCGGGCUCAGCUCACCCAGGUGCGCAAGGAGAGGCGGGAGCUGAAGGAAGUGCUCGCGGGCAGCACAGACAAGAGCCUGGAGCAGAGGCUGAAGGAGAUAGAAGAAGAGUGCAAAAGGAAGGAGAGCCGGAGAGUGGACCUGGAGCUGAGCCUGGUGGAGGUGAAGGAGAACCUGAAGAAGGCAGAGUCUGGCCCCGUGACGCUGGGUACCGCGGUGGACACCACGCACCUGGAGAACGCAGCCCCACGGAUUCAGGCAAAAAGUGCCAGUCCGGCAAACAGCGCAGAGAACUCGCCAGUCAAUUCAGCAACGGCUUUAAAAAACCGGCCUUUAUCCGUCAUGGUGACGGGGAAGGGAACAGUCCUACAGAAAGCUAAGGAAUGGGAGAAGAAGGGAGCCAGUUAGAACCACCUUUUCCAGAGACGGACUAAAGACUGGAACUGCCCAUGCAUGGCUAAGGGGAUUCAGUCAUCUGUAGGUGGAGGUUGGGUGUGCAACACAACCCCACACCAAGCGCCGCCUCCACGUCGCACCAGCGGCUCAGCAGCAGCAGUGGGGUCAGCAGCUGCCGAUACGAAUUAUCCCAAACGAUCUCGCUCUUUCCAGACAAGUCCCAAUCACGUAGCUAAAACAAAUAACAACCAGUGGCAAUCCUUGCGUCGAAUUCCUAACCCAGUUGAUGUAAACAAGAACGUUACUGUACAUAGGGGUGUUUUGUGCAUUUCUACUCUGAAGGUUUAUCAAUGAGUUAUUAUGGUUUCUAUAUUAGUGACAGUAGUGGGUUCAGAAGGGGCCUCCGCUAUUCUUUAUACCCCAGUGGUUUUCAACCUGUUGUGGUGAAUAACAGUGAACUCAAGUC